Cottoperca gobio is the source of this 2365-nucleotide messenger RNA. It is a transcript of the gene bbs4, whose product is annotated as Bardet-Biedl syndrome 4. Bases 1 to 1638 code for a protein of 545 amino acids. The record is from RefSeq and is a predicted model, not a curated record. Gene Ontology annotation, biological process: protein localization to cilium; cilium assembly. Gene Ontology annotation, cellular component: ciliary basal body. Lineage: Eukaryota; Metazoa; Chordata; Actinopteri; Perciformes; Bovichtidae. Gene Ontology annotation, molecular function: protein binding. The transcript has 16 exons.
AUGGCAACAGCUUCUAGUGUUGAUCAUCCCAAGAUGGCGGACGAGGAGAACGCCACGGCGCUUCCAGUUGCUUCUGAAGCCAAGAAACGUCGGGCACCUAAAGCUCCAGAGCUUCCCAUUGUGGAGAGGAGAAACUGGCUCAUCCACCAGCACUAUAUACGUAAAGACUAUGAUACCUGUAAGGCGAUCAUCAAAGAACAACUGCAAGAGACUAACGGGAUGUGUGAAUAUGCCAUCUAUGUUCAAGCACUAAUCAUGCGUCUUGAGGGCAAGAUCCAACCGUCCCUGGAGCUGUUUCAGAGCUGCGCCAUCCUUAAUCCCAGCAGCACUGACAAUCUCAAGCAAGUGGCCAGAUCACUAUUUCUCCUGGGAAAGCACAAAGCAGCUAUUGAAUUCUAUCAUGAAGCUGCAAGGCUCAACGAGAAAGACUGGGAGAUUAAUCAUAAUCUGGGGUUGUGCUAUUUCUUCAUCAAAGACUUCAAAAAUGCUGAAGAGCAUCUAAACAUAGCUCUCCAGAUAAACAAGCACGACAAGACUUUCAUGAUGCUCGGGAAGGUUCAUCUGCUGGCUGGACAAACUGACAAGGCCAUCGAAGUGUACAAGAGGGGAGUGGAAUUCUCUUCAGAGAAUACUGAACUCCUGACUACUCUUGGCCUGCUGUUCUUACAGCUUGGGAAAUACCAAAAAGCAUUUGAGUACCUUGGAAAUGCCCUCACUUUUGACCCCUGCAAUUAUAAGGCCAUCCUGGCUGCAGGCAGCAUGAUGCAGACCCAUGGUGACUUUGAUGUGGCCAUGAACAAGUACCGAGUGGCAGCAUGUGCUGUGCCUGAGAGCCCCCCUCUCUGGAACAACAUCGGCAUGUGCUUCUUUGGAAAAAAGAAAUAUGUAGCCGCCAUCAGCUGCCUGAAGAGGGCCCACUACAUGUCUCCUUUUGACUGGAAAGUGUUGUACAACCUGGGUCUGGUACACCUGACCAUGCAGCAGUAUGCCUCUGCCUUCCACUUCCUCAGCGCAGCCAUCAACCUGAACCCACGGAUGGGGGAACUCUACAUGUUGCUGGCAGUGGCUCUGACUAACUUGGAGGACGUGGAUAAUGCCACCAGAGCGUAUGAACAAGCUGUGACAAUUGACAACUCCAACCCUCUGGUCAACCUGAACUUUGCCAUCUUCCUCUAUAAUCAUGGCGAUAAGAAGGCUACUCUGGAUCAGUAUCAGGAGAUGGAGAAGAAAGUCAACCUCCUUCGAGACAGCAGUAGCAACUUUGAAUUUGACCCUGAGCUAAUGGACAUGGCUCAGAAGAUGGGAGCUGCCCUGCAGGUGACAGAGGGUCUGGUGUGGACUAAACCCGACAAGGACUCCAAAUCAAAACCAAACUCUGCAGCAGCCACUAAAGCCUCUGGUGCUGCCCUUGGUACUAACCAAGCUCUGGGCCAAGCCAUGUCUUCAGCUGCGAGCUACAACAAGAACAUCCAGCUACCAACAGGAGUUUCCAAAGGCCCCUCUAUGCCCCUUGAGCCAGAGCCUGAUGUGGAGAAAUCCCCCAGCCCGCCCGCCGAUCCUCCAGGCUCUCCACAACCUGCAGAGUCCGAAAGCCCCAAACUCAGAACCUCCAAGAGGAAAUCUAAGGUGGAGGAAUGAGAGUUACUUUGGUAUCUACAAUCUUACUGGAUAUCUUUCUCAUAAGGUCACUCUUAUUUUAUGGAGGCAAAUUAAGUUUCUUAAACAGCAGCCAAGCUAUUUGUGGUUUUCUAGCUCAUUGUAGUUGGACAUGAAGCCUUUAGGUUUUGGCUUCUGCUUUAGGUACAUGCUGCACUGACAUGUCAUGUCCUACACAAUCAUUUACUUUAUUUUGAAAAGGUCAACGGCAAUAUGCACUUUUGCCAUACUAUUUAUUUCCGGAUUAUUGAAUGUCACACACCUACUCACUUUUUAAACCAACAUUGAGAGAAAAUGGAGAGUUUCUUGUAGAUCUAUGUAGAUGUGGCCGGUUUGAUGCACAUGUCAAAACCAAUUCCAAUGGAUGUUGCAGUUUAAGAACUUCGCUAUUCAACAAAAUAGUAAUCUGGGCAUUUGUGCGGUUACGACUGUCAAUAUUUGAAUGAGCUUAGCAAUAAGGUUAAAUGAUGAAUGUUCCUUGCAUUGAUAUUUCCAGAGAAGGUGUCAGUCCCAAAAUGUAAAUGUGAAGGAAAUGCUGCGACAAUCAUCGGAGGACAGAGAGGAUUGUUUAUGAAUAGUGACAGGAUAUUGUGUGUAUGAUAGGGCUCUUUUUGAAAGUUGAGUGUAAAUAGUGACACAUGCUUUUAUAUGUGGAUACAUGUUAUGUUUAUAGAGAGUAAUGUAUUUAAUAUUAAAUAAAAGACUUUAA